This is a messenger RNA of Blepharisma stoltei, 1041 nucleotides long. Lineage: Eukaryota; Ciliophora; Heterotrichea; Heterotrichida; Blepharismidae. The record is from the annotation of a GenBank genome assembly.
AUGGGCGCAUCUAGUGAUAAAUGCGAACUUGCUAUUCAGCUGGAUGGGACAUCUUUUAAUGCAGGAGGCGAAGUGUCUGGUAAGGUCUAUCUUGCUGUAAAAGAAACUAUUGAGUCCAACACAGUCUGACUCAAAGUUAAGGGCGUUGAAAAAUGCGAUUGAAAGAAAAGGCCGAGCGACGCGAACCGAGGAACUAAAGCGAGACACUAUAAUAUGGGGGUGAAAAUUCCUCUAUUUAAUUUCGAUACAGUUUCCAUUGUUCCUGGGCAAUAUACUUUUCCAUUCGCUUUCAUGCUACCUGAGAAUCUUCCAGGGUCUUUCAAAGUUAAGAGGAAAAGCUACUCAGCUGAGAUUAUGUACAAGGUAAAAGCUGAAAUCGCUCCAAGCAAUGAUAAAUGCUACAAGAAAUCAGCGCCAUUUACUGUAAAGCAAGUCAUCACAGAAGAAAGAUAUUCAGUUUCAUUAGAAAAAUCUGCUCAGAUCGUAACUUGUAAGUGCUUAAAUAAAGGCACAACCAGUAUUAAAGCGCAUUUGGAUAAAAAUGCAUAUCUGCCUACAGAGAGAGCUAAUAUUAUCAUCGAAGCAGACAACUCCAUGUGUCAUGUGCCGAUUAAGACAAUUGAGGUCACUUUAUGGAGGACUUUAAGACUUAGAAGUAAUAAAGACAAUGUAUUCUAUGUCAGAGACGCUCUAAAAACCUUUAAAACUGGAAGCGUACCACCUUCAACUGGGUUGCUGAGCCAAAAUGCUAUAAAAGUUGAAGUCCCAUUUACAGAUUUGAAAGAAAAUAUCGAAGACAUUUGCUCAACCAAAGGCAAUAAAAUAGAAUGUGCUUAUUCGUUCCAAAUUAGAGCUGUACUGGGGUCUAUAAACGACCCAAGCUUUGAAGUUUGGACUUUAAUACAUCCAAUGGAAAUGAGUCCUCAAAUAUUGGAAGCUCCAGUUGACUGGACUCCAACUGAAAUGCCGCAAGCUCGUCUCACAAUUGAUGCGGCGUUUAACUAUUUCCCAUCCGCGCCUCCUAUGGAUGAUGAUUCUUAA